Molecule: messenger RNA, 3502 nt
Organism: Dreissena polymorpha
Lineage: Eukaryota; Metazoa; Mollusca; Bivalvia; Myida; Dreissenidae
Product: leucine rich adaptor protein 1-like
Exons: 2
Coding region: 624-1283 (219 amino acids)
Biological process (GO): positive regulation of canonical NF-kappaB signal transduction
Source: RefSeq, a predicted model, not a curated record
CAAGAACGCUGUACUCUGGUUACAGAAUAAAUAGAUAAGGUUAAAUGGACGAAAGAAGAAAUCAAUUAGAUGGCUAUUAAAGAAACUGUAGUUGCGCGUCUGUCAAUUGCGGUUUCUUCUUUGAAGGAUUUGGAUGUUAUAGUUUUGUUAUCAGACAAAAUGUGGACCACGGAAAACAUGAGAAAAAAGAUCGUUGAAUUUGCAAUGUUCUGAAAACCAUAAGUGGAAUAUUUGCAUAACGCCUGCUGUUUGAAUAGGAAGUGACACGUUCUGAAACCAAGCGGAUACAAUAGCUCGCUGCUCAUUGUGGGCCGUAUAAAGACGUUCUAGUUCUAGUUCAGUACUUCACAAUUUUGAGAAACUAUCCAUCGACUAGUCGGAUUAAUUUUUAUACGUGUGCUCAUUUAGUGUUACAUUGAGGUGACUGUUUGUGAACAAGUUCUGAAGGGAUAAUUGUGGAUUUUUCAGAUUUUUUUAUUACAUAUUAUGUUAUAUAUUUAAACGUCUUAAAUACUUGUAAAAGGUAAUUUAACCAUAACACAAAUUAUACUAACGACACAAUAGUGGUCGGUGCAACAGCAACGUAUUUUUGCUAUUUAAAAAGAAACAACAGCACUGGAAUUAUGAAAGAAAUCUGUUUGAGGGAGCAAAUAACACCUGACGUAGUGGAAGAAAGACGUAUUUGCUCUAACGGCAUGGCGUCGGAUGACGUCUACACUGACAAUAUCGAGCUGUCAAACGCUUGUAGGCAGUUCUACCAAUCGAGAAAACAGGCGGCAGAAAACGUAAAGCAGCAGCUGGCGUCAUCAAGACGUCAACGUCACAUGACAUCAGGGAACAGAAUCGACGUCGCAAUGGAUAAACUGCGAACCGAAAUGGUUUCCCUGAUGGAUCUCGACCUGUCGUUGAUGAAACAGCUGCUCACUCUGAACGAGACUGUGGAGGAACUAAAAUGGCAGAGGAAAUUCAUCAACAACCAAUCAUCGUCGCCAUCCAGCUCAUGUGACCUUACCGUGCCAUACGAUUGGUUGCUGUCCGAUCACGAUCUCCAGAACCCUACACCGGACCUUUCACGGAAAUUACCGACGGGGUUGACCGAAUCAGAAACGAGUGCUCCGUGUAGUUCGAGUCCGAACGACCCCGUCAGGCUGGCGACACAAUUCCACCAACUGUCAAUCAGCGAAGAGUGUGUGUUCAGGCCAGAUCCAAAAGUUGGUACCACGUAUCAUGAAGGGGACUCAUUUGAUUCAGGAAUUCACGAGCAUACGCUAUUAGCGGAUUGAUUUGCUUGACUACAUAGACUAAUUAAUUUCAUGAAUCAUGCGUUUCCGUGAGCGGGUUAACAAGUAUUAUUGUCAUCCUCGUGUUUUGUUGACAUUUGUGAAACAAUAUAAUACAAGUAUAGGCGUGUAUACAUUUGACUCAUGCAUUACACUUUUUGGUUUGAAAAAUCAUAAUAACUCGUUGAAUGUUCAUAGACGAUUUUUUUGACAUUGUUGUAACUUUCCCAAUACACGAUUAAAUGGUCAUGUGAAACAACUUUUUAAUUUCACGUUUUUAUAAUAUAUUAGAAAAGCACAGAAACACACAUUCUUAUGCUAUUUUAACCAACUUUGAACAAACAGCAUUGUUGGACGAAAGCAAGUUAGCUGAAGAUAAGGAGUAGUCACAUAUGAUGUUUUUAAAAUAAUAUAAAAGGAAUAAAUGAAUAGGACUUUUUAAUGAAUAAGUAUUGCUUAAUAUGAAUAUAUAUAUAUGAGCCAUGAUCUAGAAAACCCAGGCUUAAUUCAUGGGCGUAAAGAUUCGCCCCAGUCUGUCCUUAGUCCGCACAGGCAAAGCAAGUGGGCACUUUCCUCCUUGACUGGAUUUUUUGUUAAGAGGAGAUUUUAAUUUAAUGAUUGAUUCCACAAAAGAAGAAAGUGUCGCCUAUCAUUAGCCUUUGCAGACAGCACAGGCUAAUCUGGGUGGACACUUUACGCGCAUGCAUUAAGCCCUAUUUUCGCAGAGUCAGGAUAAUAUCACAUAGCACCGUCAUUUUGCACCAAAGAUACCAUAAUAGAUUGUAGUUCUUUUGCUCGUUUGUCACCACGCAAAAAGGAACACGUACAAUUAAGUGAAACAACCGAAAUAAAGUUGCACUUAACCGACACCUUAUAAGGAAUCGAUAAAUAUUCAGAUACAUCACUCUGUACAAGGAACAUAAUUAUGUGCUUUAACACGGAUAUACGUUUUGUUAAGUUUUAAUAUACGGAGACCGAUGAGUAUAUAGCAAUUACAACCACAGUAUUCUGUUAAUUAUACAAUAGGUUUUUAAUUUAUCAUUUUAAUUUUUGCGAUUCAUCAUCUAUUUCCGUGAUUCAAGUUUAAAACUUAUAAAGGCUUAUAAUUAUGAUUAAUUAAUAAUUAAUUUACCUGAUUAAAUCACCGAUUCAGGAGGCACGCACGUGUGGGUUUAACACGAAACACCUUCAGCCACGAAUUGUGGGCCGAGUCCUCAUUUUACAAAAUGUUUUUUUUUGUUAGUACGAAACCAAGAUUAACUGGUUGAUUAACCAUACGCCUUUGUUUGUUGAAUGAUCUUUAUUCGAGCCUCGCUCUGACAAAACCGGGCAUAUGCAUGUGAGUAACGUGGCGUCCCAGAUAAGCCUGUGCAGACCGCAGGGGCUUAUCAGGAACGACACUUUCUCCAUAAACUGGAUGUCGAAGAGAAGAUACUAUCUGUAAACGAAAUAUACAAUGAACGCGGAAACAGUUGUCCCUGAAUAACCUGUGCGGGCUACACAGGCCAAUAAUGGCCGACACUUUACGCACGUGCAUUCAGCCCGAUUUUUCCACAACGAGGCACAUUUGUUAGUGUAGCGAGAAUUGUAACCUCAUUAUUAUUAUGUAUACAUAUAACAAUAUAGACGUGCAAUUAUUUAUAUGUACCGGUAUUAUAAGUAUUAUUCAAUGUGUUCUUUGCAUUAUUAGUAUGUGAUCGAUGAUACUAGUAUUCCAAUUCUUAUAUGUCAGUCGCCUCAGGAUUUUUACUGAUUUUGGAACGCGGCCUGUUUAGGCGUGGUCUUACUCACAUACCAUCGUUUCAGAACUCGAUAUCGAGUUUUUGAAAAUGAUACAUUCAAAUAACAAAUGUGUAAGUUAUGAUUUUCGAAGCACAAUUUGUUAGGAGAUAAAUAUUUGAAGAAAGGAACAUUGUUAGCAUUUGGUAAAGGGCAAGAGGGGGGGGGGGGUGUCUAGAAAAAGCAAAUGUUUGAAAGGGAAACAUUCAUUUGUGUUGUGUGUUCAUUUGUGUUAUGUGUUUGGAAAUGCAUUUAUUCCAAUGCCUCUAAAGAUAAGGUUUAAAGUUAACGAAUUGUCGCCAUUUACCUUAUUAUUACGUGAAAAUGUUGAACGAUUGACGUUAGUUAAGUUUUUACGUUAAACGUAUUAUGUAUGUAUAUGAAAUGACAUGUAUCCCAGUUUCGCGAAAGUAUUGUAUACAAUAAAUUAUAAAUGCAACGAA